Molecule: messenger RNA, 1645 nt
Organism: Hippocampus comes (tiger tail seahorse)
Lineage: Eukaryota; Metazoa; Chordata; Actinopteri; Syngnathiformes; Syngnathidae
Product: vacuolar protein sorting-associated protein 26B-like
Exons: 5
Coding region: 428-1159 (243 amino acids)
Biological process (GO): intracellular protein transport
Source: RefSeq, a predicted model, not a curated record
GCGCUUACCCGGAAAUAGUUGUGUCGACCCAGAUGUCUUACAUCCUGACUAUUUGAUAACAAACGCGACAUUAUCUUCUUCGAACAAAACAACCAUGUAAAAUAGUACAAUACUCACGUCGCAAGCGUGCUUUGCGUGACUACGCAGAAACUAAGCGUCUAUUUGGGGAGAAAUUGAGGAAAGAAAACAAUAAGUACGUCUUUUUCCUUCUUGCUUUUUUUUUAAUCGAUGGACAUUUUGUUUUCUUUUGCGCCGCACGCACCGUUAUCGUUUUCCACUCCAUCGCUACAGCAAUUGGGCAUGGACACUUAACGUGUUUGCAUUACAAAUACGUCUAUCUAAAGAGCGUGCCUCGGGCGGGGGGAAUUGUAACCUUCGGGCCUUGUGCUGUACCAGUAUACGUUGUUAAAAAAAAAAGCUCACAACAAUGAGCUUCUUCAGUUUCGGACAAAGUGCGGAGAUCGACGUGGUGCUCAACGACGCCGAGACGAGGAAGAAAGCAGAGCACAAGACGGAGGAUGGCAAGAAGGACAAGUAUUUCCUCUUCUACGACGGAGAGACCGUCAGCGGCAGAGUCAACGUCACACUCAAGAGCCCCGGAAAGAGGCUGGAGCACCAGGGCAUCAAGAUUGAAUUUGUCGGACAGAUUGAGCUGUAUUACGACAGAGGGAACCACCACGAGUUUGUGUCCCUGGUAAAAGACUUGGCGAGGCCCGGUGAGAUGACCCAGUCGCAGACGUUUGACUUUGAGUUCACUCAUGUGGAAAAGCCGUACGAGUCCUACACGGGCCAGAAUGUCAAACUCAGGUUGCGAGCGAUAUUCAAAUUGUGUGCGUUUUUAGGCGAGUCCAUCCCCAUCCGGCUUUUCCUGGCUGGCUAUGACCUGACUCCCACGAUGCGAGACAUCAACAAGAAGUUCUCGGUGCGCUACUACCUAAAUCUGGUGCUGAUCGACGAGGAGGAGAGACGCUACUUUAAACAGCAGGAAAUUACACUAUGGCGGAAAGGCGACGUGGUGAGGAAGAGCAUGUCCCACCAGGCCGCCAUCGCCUCCCAGCGCUACGAGGGCUCGGCUGCCUCGGAGAGUGCAUUGGAGCAGUGUGCCAAGGAGGACAACGGAUAUGAGCCUCGCCUUCGACUGGACCGGGGGUCUCCGUGAGGCCAUGUCCGCCAUUCCCAGGGAAGAGGAUUAAGGGAGACUGGACUAGAUUUAUCCCUCCUUGCUUUGUUGUUUUUUUGUUUCUUGACGGAAAUCAAAGUAAAUCAGCGAUUAUAAUUCCUGGGACUUUCACGCUAACGCCAUUCAGUGUGUACUUAAUGGUUUAAUGGCAACUAAUUUAGAACUUUGAACAAGCAACAUUCCAGUUAUGAAGAACUCCGAAAUGUGAAAUGCACGCAGGUGUUGUCCAAGGAGUGUGGAUGUGUAAAUAAGAGCGGUUCAAGUCAGCAUUCCGGCAGUAUUAAUUGCCUGCCACAUCCUAGUGUUUAGUUUGGUUAGACACAUGCAAGUGUCUUCCUGCCUCUAAACAUGAUUUUAUGUCUUUUAAAGCAGAGAAGAGUGAAGUUAGAGCUAUUUAGAUCUUUUUGCAAAGCGCUUAUGACUGAUUCAUUGUGCCCAAAUUGUCAAAUAAACUGAUGCCAAAUG